AUGGUAGAUUUGAAGAAAGCAAUUGAUGCUGGAGGUCACUGUUUACUUGAAAUGCCCUCUGGAACUGGGAAAACUGUAUCAUUACUAUCUUUGAUCGUGGCGAUUCAAAUGACUUAUAAAGAAAAGCGUAAGUUAAUUUAUUGUUCACGAACUGUUCCGGAAAUUGAGAAAGCCUUAGCAGAACUUCGUAACCUUAUUGAAUAUCGAAAACGAUGUGGAGAAAAGGACGAAUACUUAGGGCUUGGCCUAACAUCUCGUAAAAACCUUUGUAUAAAUCCUUCGGUAAAUCAGGAGAAAUGGGGUAAAGUGGUUGAUGCUCGAUGUCGAAAUCUUACAGCGUCAUGGGUGAGAGAAAAAUCAAAACUUUAUCAACCUGGUGAAGUGCCAUUGUGUAAUUUCUACGAGCAAAUGGAAAAUGAUAAUGAAAAACAUAAAUUAUUAAUCCCAGAUGGUGUGUAUACACUUGAGGAGCUACGAGAAUAUGGCAAAGAACACGAAUAUUGUCCUUAUUAUUUGGCAAGAAGAACGUUAGUCUCUAAAGAGCUAUCUAAGGAUUGUAUUGUUGUAUUUGAUGAAGCGCACAAUAUAGAUAAUGUUUGUAUUGAAUCUCUUAGUAUUGAUAUUACCAAGUCAAAUUUGGAUGCAAGCGCGAAAAGUAUAGCAAAACUUAGGGACACGAUUGAAGAUAUCAAAAAAAGAGAUAGUCAGAGAUUACUUGAUGAAUAUAAUAAACUUGUUGAAGGAUUAAUAAUGGCUGGUCAAGAACAGGAUGAAGAUGUGUACCUGUCAAAUCCUAUUUUACCUGAAGAUUUGUCUCACGAGGCUGUCCCUGGCAAUAUUCGACGAGCUGAACAUUUCGUAGCUUUCUUGCGUCGUUUUAUUGAAUAUCUUAAAACUAGAAUGCGAGCUCAACAGGUGGUUGCUGAGACGCCAAUUUCAUUCCUCCAAAAUUGCAGAGAAGUAACCUUGAUUGAACGUCAGCCUUUAAGGUUUUGUAGUCAAAGGCUAACUUCAUUAGUUCGAACAUUAGAGUUAUCAGAUCUUAAUGAUUAUUAUGCGCUACAUAAAGUAGCAGCUUUUGCAACCCUCGUGGCAACUUACGAGACAGGCUUCAUGUUAAUUUUAGAACCUUUUGAAAAUGAUACCAUUCCAAAUCCAAUUUUUCAUCAUGCGUGCCUCGAUGCAUCAAUAGCUAUUAAGCCUAUAUUCAAGAGAUUCAAAACCGUCGUUAUAACGUCUGGAACAUUAUCGCCACUUGACAUGUAUCCAAAGAUAUUAAAUUUUCAGGCAGCUGUGCAAGAAAGUUAUUCAAUGACUUUAACAAGAAAUUGUUUCCUGCCAUUGGCAAUAACUAGAGGUAGCGAUCAAGUCGCUAUUAGUUCUAAAUUUGAAGUUCGUAAUGAUCCAGCCGUAGUACGAAAUUUCGGGCAAAUUCUCGUUGAAUUUUCCAAAAUAGUUCCUGACGGAAUUGUUGCAUUCUUCCCGAGCUAUUUAUAUAUGGAAUCAAUAGUAGCUAUGUGGAACGAUAUGGGCAUAUUAAAUCAAGCAUGGAAACAUAAGUUAAUAUUUGUUGAAACACCAGAUGCUGCAGAAACGAGUUUGGCUUUAGAGAAUUAUAGAAAGGCAUGCGACAAUGGACGCGGUGCCAUCUUACUAUCAGUUGCUCGCGGAAAGGUUUCGGAAGGUAUUGAUUUUGAUCAUAAUUAUGGACGUGCUGUAAUUAUGUUUGGUGUACCAUAUCAAUAUACAGAGAGUCGAAUUCUGAAAGCACGCCUUGAGUUUUUGAGGGAAAAUUACAGAAUACGGGAAAGUGAUUUUUUAACAUUUGACGCAAUGCGUCAUGCAGCUCAAUGCGUUGGGAGAGUUUUAAGAGGAAAAACUGAUUAUGGGCUAAUGAUAUUUGCCGAUAAGAGAUUCGCAAGGGCAGACAAACGUAAUAAAUUACCUAGGUGGUUAAACCAAUUUAUCACAGAUAACUGUACAAACUUAUCAACGGAUAUGGCAUUAGUAACAGCAAAAAAAUUCUUGAGAACGAUGGCUCAGCCGUUUGAACGUGAUCAAUUGGGUGUAUGGUCUGUCGAAGAU
Messenger RNA from Cetraspora pellucida, 2085 nucleotides. Lineage: Eukaryota; Fungi; Glomeromycota; Glomeromycetes; Diversisporales; Gigasporaceae. The record is from the annotation of a GenBank genome assembly.